AGCAGGGCCGUCGAUCGAGGCCGGGCUGCCGUACAAGUACCCCGCCUCCGCACGGCGGGCACCCCGCACCCGGCCACCAGCACCCCGCACUCGCCUCUCAACGCGCGCCCUCUUGCUGCCGCCGCUCCGUGCUGCCCCUUCUCUUCCCACCGCCACCACACCCCGCUCGCCCGCCAUGGCGCCCGGCCCCUUCAUCACCGUGCCCAGCCACCUCAAGCCCGCCGGCACCAGCGGGCCGGACCUGCUGGCCAUCGAGCGGCGCAAGGCCUCCUUCGACACGCAGCAGAUGGCCGAGUACCUGCACGGCAAGUCCUUUCUUGAGCGGCAGGCGCAGCUUGUCGAGCUCCUCUCCAACGACCCCGUGCUCGAGAAGAGCGGCCUCAACUACAUGGGCCGCACCGACAAGUUCCGCUGGGCGCUCGCCAAGGACAAGCGCCUCGCCGUGCUGGCGCGCGAGCACGGCUGGGACCGCGAGACGGCCAACCAUGCCGAGACGCUGUGCGACACGCCCGGCCCGUUCGGCCUGCACAAGAGCAUGUUCAUCACCACGCUCGACAAGAUGGGCACGGACGAGCAGCGCAAGGCGUUCCUUGAGCCGGCGCUGCGCUACGAGAUUAUCGGCUGCUACGCGCAGACGGAGCUGGGCCACGGCUCCAACGUGCAGGGCCUCGAGACGACGGCGACGUACGACGAGUCGACGCAGGAGUUUGUGCUGCACUCGCCCACGCUGACGGCGUCCAAGUGGUGGAUCGGCGGUCUCGGCCGCUCCGCCACACACGCCAUUGUCAUGGCCCGCCUCGUGCUCAAGGGCAAGAUGGGCGGCCCGCACCCCUUCGUCGUGCCGAUCCGCGACCCGCAGACGCGCGAGAUGCUGCCCGGCUGCACGAUCGGCGACAUUGGCCCCAAGCAGGGCUACCAGUCGACGGACAACGGCUUCCUGCUGCUCGACCAGGUCCGCAUCCCGCACUUCAACGCCCUCGCGCGCUUCGCCAAGAUCGAGGCCGACACGGCCGUCUACGUGCCGCCGAAGAAUGCGGCGCUGACGUACGGCACGCUGACGUGGGUGCGCGCCAACAUUGUGCGCCAGGCGGCCAUGGUCCUCAUGCGCUCCGUGUGCGUGGCGGUGCGCUACUGCGCCAUCCGGAGGCAGUUUGCCGACAAGGACUCGCCGAAGUUUGAGGGCGGCAAGCCGAUCGAGACGCAGGUGCUCGACUACACGAUGGUGCAGGCGCGCAUCUUCCCCGUGCUCGCCAAGGCGUUUGCGUUCCACUACACGGCCAAGUACAUGUUCGAGCUGUACGAGCAGAACGUCAGCGGCAUCGACCAGGGCGACCUCUCGCUGCUGGCCGAGACGCACGCCAGCUCGUCGGGCCUCAAGGCGCUCACGACGAUCGAGGCUGCCGAGUCGAUCGAGACGUGCCGGCGCGCCUGCGGCGGCCACGGCUUCUCGAUGGCGAGCGGCCUGAGCUCAUUCUACAACGACUACCUGCCCAACGUGACGUGGGAGGGCGACUCGUACAUGCUGAGCCAGCAGACGAGCCGCUACCUGAUGAAGACGGCGCGCAGCAUCAAGGCCGACUUCGACGGGCCGAAGCGCUCCUUCACCGUCGACUACAUGCGCCGCUACAUCCGCGACCCGCAGGCCAAGGCCGACAUUGAGUUCAGCGGCGACCUGCUCGACCCGCUGAUGUUCAUCAAGGCCUUCGGGCACCGCGCCGCCUACCUCGUGCAGCACGCGCUCGAGCUGCGCGACGGCGCGGCGAAGCGCAGCUGGAACUCGCUGCUCGUCGAGCUGUACCGCUGCUCCAAGGCGCACAGCCAGGCGCUCAUCGUGUACAACUUCGGCAUGGCCAUCUUCAACGACAAGGAGCUCAACUCGAAGCCGGCACUGCGCACCGUCAUGCAGCAGCUCUUCCUGCUGUACGCCUGCCACGUCAUGUCCGAGGAGGGCGCCGAGUUCAUGAGCAGCGGCUACAUCACGCCGCGCCAGUACCACCUGCUGCAGGGCAAGGCGCAGGAGAUGCAGGCCACCAUCCGCCCGCAGGCCGUGGCGCUCGUCGACAGCUUUGCUAUUCCCGACUUCCUCCUCAACUCGGCCCUCGGCCGGCAAGACGGCCGCGUGUACGAGAGCCUCUUCGACCACGCCGUGCGCGACCCGCUCAACUCGACCAAGUGGAACGUCGACAUCGAGUCAGACACGCUCGACAUGGACGGCACGCUGCCAAAGAGCCACCUCUGAGCAAGAGCCACCUCUGAGCCGCGCGUCGCUCUUUCCCGCGUCCUUCACGUCACUGUCCCGCCGCGUUCCGUCAUAACGGCCUCCCUCAUGUCUCCCGCACAGCAUCCUUUCCUUCUCUGGUAAUAGACCACUGUCAUGCCUGUCUAUGUGUCUAUUGCGUGGCGCUGCGCAGCGGCUAGAGCUGCGCCAGGUCGCCGAUGCUCUGCAUCAGGAAGUCGGGCACAAUCUCGGCGCCCUCGGCGUCGAUCUCGGCCUUGGUCGAGAUGCCGGUGAGCACCAUGAGUGUCUUGAUGCCGCCGUGCUGCGCGAAGGCAAUGUCCGUGUCGAGACGGUCGCCGACGAAGAGUGCAC
Messenger RNA from Tilletiopsis washingtonensis, 2590 nucleotides. RefSeq names its product putative acyl-CoA oxidase. Gene Ontology annotation, biological process: lipid homeostasis; fatty acid beta-oxidation using acyl-CoA oxidase. Bases 176 to 2239 code for a protein of 687 amino acids. NCBI's taxonomy places the organism in Eukaryota, Fungi, Basidiomycota, Exobasidiomycetes, Entylomatales. Gene Ontology annotation, cellular component: peroxisome. The transcript is spliced from 5 exons. Gene Ontology annotation, molecular function: acyl-CoA oxidase activity; fatty acid binding; FAD binding. The record is from RefSeq and is a predicted model, not a curated record.